GAGCAGUGUGUGUAAGUCUGCACUCAGCAUCUGAACCAGUGAGCCAUGGGUCACCGAAGCGGAGCGUGUGAACUUGACCACUAUGCCACUGGGCCAGCCCCUCCCUGUCUUAAUUUUCUAACUCCCCAAUUGUUCAGUAUUUAGAUUAAAGAGCUGGGAAACAUAUUACCACUAUAGAAAGAAUGGCACACUGGAAUCCCAUGCACUUAUCACUUAUCUUUAUCAUUUGCCAACUCAUGGCCCCCACCCCCUAGAUUAUUUUGCAGCAAAUCCAGACAUCAUAUCAUUUCAUCUAUAAAUUGUAAGUGUACUGUUACAAGACAGAUUUACUGUUUGUAAUUAUCUUAUAUUGGAACAAAACCUGCUCUAAUUGACUUUGCUUUCAAAGAUGGUUAGUUUAUUAGGAUAGAGGAGUCAAUAAUUAAAUUUUGUUUUUAUUUGAUACACAGGAGUCCAGAUCUUACGUAAAAUGGAUGUUUCUCACACUAAAUACUGAAUAUUAAAUAGAAAAUCUAUUUAGUAAAAUCUAAGCUGCCAUGGAAGAAAUACCAGUAAAAGUUGCUGUAAGAAUUAGGCCUCUGCUGUGCAAAGAAGUUCUUCAUAAUCAUCAAGUUUGUGUGAGAGUUAUUCCAAACACUCAACAAAUUAUCAUUGGGAGAGAUAGAGUCUUUACUUUUGAUUUUGUUUUUGGCAAAAAUUCCACUCAAGAUGAAGUUUAUAAUACCUGUAUAAAGCCACUUGUGUUGUCACUCAUUGAGGGCUAUAAUGCAACUGUUUUUGCCUAUGGACAAACUGGAUCUGGGAAGACAUACACCAUUGGAGGAGGCCAUGUUGCUUCAGUUGUGGAGGGUCAAAAGGGUAUCAUUCCUCGAGCUAUCCAAGAGAUAUUUCAAAACAUCUCUGAAAACCCUAGCAUUGACUUUAAUAUAAAAGUAUCCUAUAUAGAAGUAUACAAGGAAGACCUAAGAGAUCUUCUAGAAUUGGAGACAUCUGUGAAGGAUCUUCACAUCCGAGAAGAUGAAAAAGGAAACACAGUGAUUGUUGGGGCCAAGGAGUGCCAGGUGGAGAGUGCUGAUGAAGUGAUCAGUCUCCUGGAAAUGGGGAAUGCGGCCAGGCAUACCGGUACCACUCAAAUGAACGAGCACUCCAGUAGAUCACAUGCAAUUUUUACAAUCAGCAUUUGUCAAGUGGAGAAAAAUGUAGAGGCAACUGAAGAUGGAUCGUGCUAUUCCCGUCGGCAUAUUGUCUCAAAGUUCCACUUUGUGGAUUUGGCUGGAUCAGAAAGAGUAACCAAAACAGGGAAUACUGGUGAACGGUUCAAAGAAUCCAUUCAGAUCAAUAGUGGGUUGCUGGCUUUAGGAAAUGUAAUAAGUGCUCUUGGGGACCCGCGCAGGAAGAAUUCACAUAUUCCAUAUAGGGAUGCUAAAAUUACCCGGCUUCUGAAAGAUUCUCUGGGGGGCAGUGCCAAGACUGUCAUGAUCACUUGUGUCAGCCCAUCCUCCUCGGAUUUUGACGAGUCCUUAAAUUCUCUCAAAUAUGCCAACAGAGCACGCAACAUUAGAAACAAACCCACCUUAAACUUCAGCCCAGAGUCAGACCGAAUGGACGAAAUGGAAUUUGAGAUUAAGUUGCUUCGAGAAGCUUUGCAAAGCCAGCAGGCUAGUAUCAGCCAAAGCAGCCAGAUCCCUCGAGAGGGGACUCCUGAUAAAAAUAGGAUCCAUUCUCUUGAGGAGCAAGUAGCUCAGCUACAAGGAGAAUGUCUGGGGUACCAAAAUUAUAUAGAGGAAGCCUUUACAUUCCUAGUGGACUUAAAAGAUGCUGUGAGACUAAACCAAAAGCAGCAACACAAACUACAGGAGUGGUUUAACAUGACCCAGGACGUCAGGAAGGCAAUUCUCACCUCCUUCAGAGGAAACCAAGGCAAUGGAAACCUGGAAGAGGAACCACAGCAUAUUACAAUUCUCCAGCUGAAGCGAGAGCUUAAGAAAUGCCAGAAUGAAAAAAUAAUAGAACAACAACUUCUUGUGGAUCAACUGAGUGAAGAACUAACAAAACUUAACCUGUCAAUGACUUCUUCGGCUAAGGAAACUUGUGGAGAUGGGCCAGAUGCCAGGAUAUGUGAAGAGAGACCAUAUACUGCACCAUUUGAUACUCGUUUGGGGCAUUGUAUUUAUAUCCCAGCAAGAUCAGAUUCCAGGAAGGUCUACACGAGUCCUUCUGUGUACUCUCUGGAUCGAGUAGUUGCUGGAUUUCGAACACGAAGUCAGAUGCUGCUGGGUCACAUAGAAGAACAAGAUGAAGUCCUCCACUGCCAAUUUUCUGAUAACAGUGAUGAUGAAGAAUCAGAAGGCCAAGAGAAGUCUGAAAUUAGAUGUAGAAGUCACCCAUGGAUUCAAAAGCCAUUCAAAAAGCCAGGGUCUGUCUGUUCUCUUGUUGAGUUGAAUGAUAUUCAGGAUCAAACACAAAAGUCAAGUUUGGGGAAUGAAGAUUUACAGAUUGACUAUCUCCAGGAGAGUCAGGAGUUGAAUUUGCAAAAAUUAAGGAAUUCAGAACUCAUACUUACUGAAGCUAAACAAAAAAUGAGAGAACUUACAAUUAAUAUCAAGAUGAAGGAAGAUCUGAUUAAAGAAUUACUAAAAACAGGUAAUGAUGCCAAGUCUGUAAGCAAACAGUAUUCUCUGAAAGUAACAAAACUUGAGCACGAAGCAGAACAGGCGAAACUGGAAUUAACUGAAACACAAAAGCAGCUACAGGAACUGGAAAACAAAGAUCUUUCUGAUGCUGCUUUGAAAGUAAAAUUACAGAAGGAGUUCCGUAAAAAGAUGGAUGCUGCAAAGCUAAGAGUCCAGGUCUUACAGAAGAAGCAACAAAAUAGUAAGAAAUUGGCAUCAUUGUCGAUCCAAAAUGAGAAACGUGCUAAUGAACUAGAGCAGAAUGUAGAUCACAUGAAAUAUCAAAAGAUACAGCUGCAAAAAAGACUUCGAGAAGAAAAUGAAAAAAGGAAGCAACUGGAUGCAGAAAUUAAGCAGGAUCAACAAAAAAUCAAAGAACUAAAGUUAAAAACAGAACAGGAAGAAGGUCUGAAACUGAAAGCUGAGGAUCUUGAUGCAUUGAAGAUGAAAAGGAGAAAAGGUUCGUUUGGAAGUAUAGACCAACUCCAGAAAUUGGAUGAGCAAAAGAAAUGGUUAGAUGAAGAAGUAGAGAAAGUUCUAAACCAACGCCAAGAAUUAGAAGAGCUGAGAGAAGACUUAAAGAAACGGGAGGCCAUAGUUUCUAAGAAGGAGGCCCUGUUACAGGAGAAGAGCCACCUGGAAAAUAAGAAGUUGAGAUCUAGUCAGGCCUUAAACAUAGAUAGUUUGAAAAUAUCAACUCGCCUGAACUUGUUGGACCAAGAGUUGUCUGAAAAGAAUGUGCAGCUCCAGAGCAGCACUGCUGAGGAGAAAAUAAAGAUUUCAGAACAAGUUCAAGUCCUCCAGAAAGAAAAGGAUCUGCUGCAGAGACGAAGAAACAGUGUGGAUGAGAAACUUAAAAAUGGUAGCGUGUUAUCACCUGAAGAAGAACAUGUUCUUUUCCAACUUGAAGAAGGAAUUGAAGCUUUGGAAGCUGCAAUUGAAUACAAGAAUGAAAGUAUCCAGAGUCGCCAGAACUCACUCAGAGCUUCAUUACAAAACCUUUCUCAUAGUGAAGCAGAUGUCUUGGAAAAACUAAUUUGCCUGAACCCUAUUGAAAUUAGAGCUAUUCUUUUCAGAUAUUUCAAUAAGGUGGUUAAUUUGAGAGAAGCUGAACGGAAACUACAGUUACAGAAUGAAGAAAUUAAAAUGAAGGUUCUUGAACGGGAUGAUAUGGUUCGUGAGUUGGAAUCUGCACUGGAACAUCUGAAAUUGCAAUGUGACCGGAGACUGACCCUCCAGCAAAAGGAACACGAACAAAAAAUGCAGUUGCUUUUACAUCAUUUCAGAGAGCAAGAUGGGGAAGGCAUUACAGAAACUUUAAAAACAUAUGAAGAUAAAAUACAGCAGCUGGAAAAAGAUCUUUAUUUCUAUAAGAAAACCAGCAGAGAUCUUAAGAAGAAACUUAAGGAACUGGUAGGAGAAGCAGCUCGACGGCAACUGGUACCAUCAGAACAUCAUGAUGCUGGAGAUGGAGUUCUGAACCCAGAAGAAGCAAGCAUGGUUUCAGAAGAAUUAAAAUGGGCAUCCAGAACUGAACAUAUGAAAUUAAGUGGAAGAGACAGAGAAUUAGACAGUUCAGUAAGCAGCUUAAGAACAAAACCAAAUCUUCAGAAGCCCUGGGAAGAUGGACCAGAAUUACCUCCAAUUUAUAGCUCUUUAGCACCCACUAGUGGGUAUUUGUUUAGCACUGAGGAUAAAACAGAAAUAGAUGAAAAUCAGUUUACAAAAUCUCAUAGUCGACCAUCACCCCAAAUUCAGCCAGUGGGAAAUGUGGGACAGCUUCAUGGUGUCACGCCUGUAAAGUUGUGUCGCAAAGAGUUACGUCAGAUUUCUGCCUUGGAACUAUCAUUACGACGUUCCAGUCUUGGAGUUGGGGUUGGAUCUAUGACUGCUGAUUCCAUUGAAGUAGCUAGGAAACCGAGUGACUUAAAAACUUAGGCGUUUAAUAAUAGAACUUUAAAUUUAGUAGAUGUGUAAGAUUCCUUUCUCUAACCUGUUAAAGCUUAGGCUCACUCGCUCUUCCUUCAGGAUAAAGGAAGAAGGAGAGGAAGGAAUCGCUAAUUGUUUGUAUACCAUAGAUGUGUAUAUCUUCUAUAGUAUAUUUGGGGAGUUUUAAUUUGCAUUUCCCUAAUAACCAAACAAACACGUUUUCCAGUACUAUCAAGUAAUGGAACAUUUAAAUAUUUCCACUUAUAAAUUUACUUAAAUUUUUUUCCAGGUAUAUUUGAAGAACAAAACUAAGAGUAGAAUAAUAAACUAAAAAAUCCAUAAAAUGUACAUUAUUAUAUAAUAUAAAAGUAUAUUAUAUUGUAAAAGUAUGUUAUAAUACAAUAAUAUAAGUUUGUAUUAUUGUUAUUCUCAAAUACAAGUAUAUUUUUGUUAUUUUAAAAAGAUCCAGUUAAAUAUUGCUUGUGUCAGAAAGAGUCACUUGCUGCAUAUGUUUUGGCACAGCUGAAAAUUUAUGCCAAAAUGCAGUCUGUGGGCUAAGGCAACUGGCUAGGUUUAUGGAUUAAAGUUAAUUUAUGGUCCUCAGAACGCACAGAGUUGAGUGAUCAGUUUUGACUUUUUAAACAUGGUCUCUGCUCUUUGUCUGGAAUUAUUUUUAGAAUAGUAUUGGUUUGUUACUAUUUGGGAUAUAUGUUUUCAUCUCUUUCCUGCCCUGUCUAUUCAACAUGUCUCUCAAUAUGCUACUAAAAUUGGGAGAAAUGGAUGCAGUCCCAUGGAAGAGGGAAACGAUAGAAUAACACUAAAGCAUUCUGACAUUUCAAGGAAAAGGUGUCUGGUCACAUGGAGUACACCUGUAAAGCUUAAAGUCUAGCCAGAGGAUCUGAUGGGCUUAAUCUGAGAUUUUUCUCUACAAUCUGCUUAGUCAGGACUUGCACACAGACCGGCCAGACACUGGGGUUGUAAAUAUGUAAAUAAACAUUUUUCUUCAAGAUUUUUUUCGUCCAAACCUUAUUAUAUAAUAUAAACUUCAGUUUGGAAUUAAGAACUAAACGUUGAUUUGGCCAACAAGUACAGUUUGGACUUUUUCAUCAUAUUUUUCAAUCAUAGAAAACAUCCCAUUAUAAUGACCAGAGGUAUUAUUUUGUUACUUAUGUUAUUUUUGUUACUUUUCUAAACUUGCACUUGUAAAAUAAAAUUGUUUCUUAAACUAAUUAAUGUUUGUGGGGGGCAGUAGCCAGACCACCCUGACUUAUGGAUGCCUACUCAAUUAGAGUCACCCACUUCCUUGCUGACUCCUUUUUUUCUUAUCUGAUGCUGCUACUAAUUUUUUUCUUUGGUCCUUUUCUCUGUUGCUAUUGACCUUGACCAUCUUACCUAAGACUCAAACUAUCACCUAUGCUCAAAGACUUAAGGUUUUGUUUUUCUAGUUUCUAGCCCCAUGGGAGUAGGGUUCCUCGGUCCCAUUGCUCAAAACCAGUUCCUAUAGAAGAGAACCAAAACAAAACAAACUUCUAAAUUGGUGAAUAGUUUCUGUCUCUCUUAAACAUGGUACUAAAAUUCAGUUAAAUUAUGGCUUAAAUACACUUUGUGGACUUACUUGGGAACUGAACCACAAUUUAUAACAAUGAGAAAUUGCUUCAAACAACAAAUUUACAAACUAACUUAGAAAUUUUAUUUUUAACGGACUAUUUGAAGUCAGAUUCUUUUUUUUAAGCUAGUUUCCUCUUUUGCCUUUGGUUUGUAUGAUAUAUAUCAUAUAUAUCAUAUAUAAUGUAUAGAUAUAUAAAAUGGCAAAAGGCCAGUGCCUUAACAAGGCACAGCAAUUAUAUAUUUAUUAAUAAAUACAUAUUUAUUAAUGAAGGUCUUACUUGUAAAUUCCCUAUAAGAUUAAGUAAUAAUUUAGAAAUAAUUCAUAAGAGUGUAUUCUGACACUGGAACCUUGCUUGCCUACUCAAUUGACACAUAUUUGUUUUACCUGUGGAAAUAUAAACACAUUUUCUAAAAGGCAGCUUAGUAACAAAGCAAGAAAAUUUGUAUCAAACUAACAAUGAUUAGAUUUGAUAAUGCAAGUGUGAACUGACUUCUAAAUAACAAAGGUACAAUUUUUUUGUUUUUGGUUAAACAUAUAUCCUUUGUAUGCUAUGAUGGAUUUCAUAUACAUACACAAACACAUAUACAUAAAUAAUGAUAAUGUCCUGAGUAAUAUGUUCUGGAAGUGAACCUCUUGUUAAUCUAGUUUAGUCAGUGCCCUCACAAAGGAAAGAAAAAUUAAGGUAACUCCCCCAAGGCAAAUAAAAUUAAUUUUUUACACAUACUAAUAAUUAAUUUUACUCUUCUGUUUCACAUGCUUUACUUAGUCUAAACAUUUUGUCAUUGUGCUUGCCUUUUUGCAUGCAUUUAAAAUAUGUUUGUGGUUUUCUUUUUUUGUUCAUUAUGGGUUUUUUGCCCACCUCUAACAGCAUUUGAAAGGAACCAUAUUUGCCUCCAUACAUUACUAGUUCCUUCUCUGUCUCCGGUGUGCUGCAGAUAGCAGAGUUGGAGAAUUCCGUAAGUUUGGGAGCCAUGGGUGGCGAGAGCAUCAGUGAAGGUGCUUUUGUGCUUCAAUGUUGGUUUUCUUUUGCUUAUGGUUUUGGAUUUUUUUUGUCUUUCAAUUCUUCAUGUCUUCAUGAACUCAGGAUCCAAGGAAUCAGCAAAAAUACACAUGAUCUUCAAGAAUAUGGACUUUAUUGCCACUAACCAUUGGUUGUUUGUAUUAGUCCAGGUCAAUAAAGUGCUAAAUGCUUA
Equus quagga is the source of this 7403-nucleotide messenger RNA. It is a transcript of the gene KIF27, whose product is annotated as kinesin family member 27. NCBI's taxonomy places the organism in Eukaryota, Metazoa, Chordata, Mammalia, Perissodactyla, Equidae. The coding region runs from base 537 to 4610 and encodes 1357 amino acids. Gene Ontology annotation, molecular function: microtubule motor activity; ATP binding; microtubule binding. The record is from RefSeq and is a predicted model, not a curated record. Gene Ontology annotation, biological process: mitotic spindle organization; microtubule-based movement. The transcript is spliced from 16 exons.